This is a messenger RNA of Perca flavescens (yellow perch), 768 nucleotides long. Its product is annotated as interferon-induced protein 44-like. Gene Ontology annotation, biological process: immune response. Bases 4 to 768 code for a protein of 254 amino acids. The transcript is spliced from 9 exons. NCBI's taxonomy places the organism in Eukaryota, Metazoa, Chordata, Actinopteri, Perciformes, Percidae. Gene Ontology annotation, molecular function: GTP binding. The record is from RefSeq and is a predicted model, not a curated record.
AGGAUGGGUGGGGAAAACAGUAAACCUGCAGAGCAGGAACCACGGCAGCCGAGCCGUCCCAGAACACCAACCCCGCCGCCUUCUCCCACUUUGAAGGAUCCAUGGAGGGAAAUAGCCUGGGGAAACAAUGCUAGGGAUCUCCAGUAUAUGAAGGAUUAUGAGCCUGGAAACGAUGACAUCAAACAUCUCCGAAUCCUUCUGUACGGACCCGUCGGAGUUGGAAAGUCCAGCUUCAUCAACUCUGUCAGCAACGUCCUACGAGGCAGAAUGACUACUCCUGCUUUGACCAGUGCAAUGACCUCUGACCAAAGUUUCACAACAAGAUAUGCCACUCAUAAAAUCAAAAAGGAAGGAAGAGGAAAGUCAAAGUCAUAUUAUCCUUUUGUCUUCAAUGACAUCAUGGGUCUGGAGAAAGGGGAUGGAGUUCGUCCUGAUGACAUCAUACUGGCCCUGAAAGGACAUGUGAAGGAGGGAUACAAGUUCAACCCUGUAUCUACACUCUCUGAUGAUGAUCCAUGGUACAACCCUCUUCCAUCUCCAGAAGACAAAGUUCAUGUUCUGGUUUGUGUGCUUUCUGCUAAUACAGCAGAAAUUACAGACUCAGUUCUGCAGAAGAUGGCGGAAAUCAGAGAGGCAGCCAGUUACCUGGGGAUUCCCCAAAUGGCAAUAGGCACCAACAUUGAUUCAGCCUGUCCUGAAACUGAAAAGGAUCUGAAGAAUGUGUACAAGAGCAAACACAUUAAGCAAAAGACUCUCCUGAUGAACUGA